CACUGGGCCGCCGAGGAGAGGCUUGCGUUGCGUGCUGAGGAGCGGAGGAGGCAGGAGCCGGCGUCGUGUUUGAGUAGGAGUAGGAUAAGCGGAUUGCUCUCUCGCCUGUGGGGAUUUCCGGCGAGAAGGACUCGAGGCGAGCGGAUCGAGAGCGCCCGCCCGCCCGGCCGGCCUCGCCGAUCAGCCGCGAUGAACUGCGAGACGUGCCACCUCAACGAACUGGAGCUGGAGCCGCUGGAGAUCAAAGAUGUGCUGCGAUGCAUCUUGCAUACUAUAUUCUUUCAUCGAACCCUCACUCUUGUUCGGCCCAAGGAUGUUGACUGCGACCUCUUUGAGAUCACAUAUGUUCAAUGUGGACUUGCAGAACUAGAAAAGGAAGUUGAUGAAAAGAUCAACCAGUUCAUUGCUUGGGCUGAAAAGCAUCCAAAUCGGAAAAGCCAGGUGUGCCUCUCGUUCUUCGAUGAGAAGAACAAGCACCCAGGCUGGUUCAGCAGCAAGACUGAGAGGGUUUACUGGGAACAAUGGUUCAUCAAUUUGCAUGUCACAAGCCCUAAAGGGCAAGGCAAAUCACGUGGCUCCAAAGCGCCAGCAAAUACUAAAGGACAAGCAUUGGAAGAGACCAGCUCAAGACGUGAUGCGCUGAGCUUGCUGAUCCAAGAAGUCCUGUUCCAGAUCAUUAACUACGCCAAUGAGAAAAAAGACCAUAUUCCUCCAAUCUCUGACAGAAUAUUCAAUCAUGAGAUUUUGGUCCCCAGGUGACACCUUUUCCUUGGACGUGUGUUCACAGCUCUUCUGAUUCUGUAUUCGGGUGGAACGCCGACGUUCUUCGGAGGGCAUUGAGUAGUGGACAUUCGUACUCACUGAACUGAAGAUCUUUGUUAGAGACUGCACUAAACGAAGAUGUUGGUAUCGGUGUGCUACCUUUCACAGUGAUAAGACGUUGCCCCUUUCUCACCUCUCCGUUGAUCGUUUGGUUAUAAGACGUCGUCAGAGCUGCUGACUCAUGGAAGCAAAUGUUGUGUACAGAAUAAUGUAGAACGCCAGUGAACUGACUCUGUUACCCAUCCAAUCAUGUAAUUCCCACUUGUUUAGCUGUAAAUAUUUCUCUUGACAAUCUGUGUCAAAAAAAUAUUAUGUCAUGCAGAUGUGAAAAGUAGAAAAAAGUCCAUUUUACUACCCUGAAUAAAGUGGGUGGUUCACUUUA
Triticum aestivum (bread wheat) is the source of this 1204-nucleotide messenger RNA. RefSeq names its product autophagy-related protein 101. Gene Ontology annotation, molecular function: protein kinase binding. Gene Ontology annotation, biological process: autophagosome assembly; autophagy. Lineage: Eukaryota; Viridiplantae; Streptophyta; Magnoliopsida; Poales; Poaceae. Gene Ontology annotation, cellular component: phagophore assembly site; Atg1/ULK1 kinase complex. The coding region runs from base 190 to 759 and encodes 189 amino acids. The transcript has 7 exons. The record is from RefSeq and is a predicted model, not a curated record.